Molecule: messenger RNA, 4446 nt
Organism: Spodoptera litura
Lineage: Eukaryota; Metazoa; Arthropoda; Insecta; Lepidoptera; Noctuidae
Source: RefSeq, a predicted model, not a curated record
UGUGGCGAAGUCAGUCACAAACCGAUUCCGAUGUCGUAUGAUCUUGUAUUUGAUGUUAUUUCAUCAAAUAUUAUUACAAAUAACCUUUGUAUCGUGUUUUAAGUGUUUUACGCGAAAUUAACUACGAUUUAAGUGCGAACUAGAGCCGAAUAUCUGUGUAUUUCGCGAGUGUUUCAUAGUGUAAAGUGCAACUUUAUGAAAAACAGUAAAACUCGCUGUUUUCCUAGUGCUUUUACUUGUUUUAGUGGAUUAUCUUCCGUUAUAGGAGUUAACGGAGCGUUACAAACCUUUGGUGCUACAGUCUUUGUGUAAAAAUACUUUAAUUACAGUUUUACCCAACUUUACAAUUUAGAGUGAAUGAAAGUAUAUUUUACACAAAGACUGACUUCGAUCUGUAAUCUCGAUUACAGAUAAUAAAUAACUGAAAGUGCAGUGGUCUGGCGUAACGCCAGCGUGGACUAAACACGAUUUUAACAAAUCCAGUGACAAUGUGCUCCUCAAACAUGUAUACCAACAUAACGAACUGUGUGCGAAAGUGACACCUGUCAAAAUGUCGGAGAAAAGAAGAAAGAAGACGAUAAAUUUUAUUAAAACCAUAAGGACUAUAUAGCGAUAGAUUUUUAUUUUAAUAGACUUUUUUUUAAAACCAAUACUGAUCUCAUAAAGUGCUCAAUUUAAACAAAACAAUGAUUUCAUUGAAGAAAUUGUACGGGGACGAGCUGCUGCGGCUUGCUCUGGUCUUAAGCCUACUAAAGGUGGACCCCAACGAUUAUUUAGAGAGGGAGACCCAGCAGAUGUUAGCUGGUCUCCAUAUUUCAAACGGAUCCGAUUGGUCUCUAGAACAGGAGGCCAGGACCCUAAUAAGACCAAGAUACGUCCAUCCAAAAUCCUUAGACAACAUUCUAAUUAACUACGAGAGACAAUUAUUCGAAGAACUGAACUCCUUAGGACGAUAUGGUAAUCCAGAAACGGAAUAUAAUGAACGGAUUUGGAGUAACAGGGCGCCGAUACUUCAUACAUAUUUAGUUAAUAAUGUAGCGACCGACGCAGUCGCGCCACCGCUCGCCUCGGCGACGGUUACCGAAAAUGCUGAGGAUUCAGUUUCGGCGGACGAUAACGUAGCUCAAGAAGUUAAAGUAGAAGAAGAGGAAGGAGAAGAAGAAGAAGAAGAAAGGAACAAUGAAGAAAGACCAGACGCAGUUGUUACUCUAUCCGCAGAUUUCCUCCACAAUAGAACGGAAGAAGACAUUUUCGCUGAAAUAGCCUCAAGGUCUUUUGACGUCAACGAGCUACUAGUACAACCAUCCGAGAUGCAGAUCAAGAAAGAAGAUGAGGACUACGAAGUCCACGUAAAGAAGGAAGCAGAGGAUGACUUGUAUAGCGACAACGCUAUAGAUUUCAUGCCCUUCUUUAGCACAAAGACUGAGAUGGAAUUCGGGGAAGCGAAUUCUGUUUUGCAACAAAAUAUGGCUGAUCUGCAAGAGUUUAGUGACGUUGAUGAGGUUAAAGAACUGAAGCAUGAUCUAGAGUAUUUAGACGUGAAACAGCAGCAGGAGAAUUUGGAACAGUAUUUAUUGGAGAACACUCCUUUAGAUGCUGAAGUAUAUGAACUAGCCCCGAUGUUUGAAGAAGAAUUAGUCCUGAAUGUAAAGAGAGAAAGAGCCAGCACAAGUUUCACGGCUAGUUCUAGUGGUGUUAGUGAUAUGGAUGCUUCCACUGAUGGUUUGGAUGUCAAAAUGGAGCCAGAUGAAGGUCAUCACACUGGUGACGAGCUGACACAGGAGGACAUGGACCUCAUCGAGGUGCUUUGGAAGCAGGAUGUCGACAUGGGAUUUUCUUUGGAGGACCCUGUGCAACCGGAAGGUCCCACGGCAACCAAAGUGCUUGGAGAUGAGAUUGAGAAGGAACUGAAGCUCGCAGAAGAGAAGAUCGUGAAGAAGAAUGAAGAGAAAGCAGAGAUUGAGAAGGUGAAGGCUUCGUUACUGGACUCCGAGAUUAAAGAGGAUGACCCUUGGGCCGGACUCUCUUAUAUCGUUGAUACGGAAACAGGUGAAUACGUGAUCCAAGGUGACCUUCCUCGUGAGCUGGUCAGCAGUGAAGAAUCCCGUUUUGAUCUUUUGGAAGAAGCCCUUGGCCUCGUCGAGCUCGGCGAGGAGCCGGAGACCAAGAAUGAACCGCCGGAAGCGAUAGAGGGCAGCAGCAGCGGGUCUACAUCCAGCUCGGAGAUGCUUCACCCGGCGAUGCGGCAUGUGCCGCAUCACCCGUUGGCGCAUUACCAUAAUCAGUCGUUGAUGCGGUCUAUGUCAGUGGAGCAACGCUGGCAGGACCUGGCGUCUCUGCUGACCAUCCCCCCUCCCCCUCCACCGGACCAGUACCAGCACUACCACCACCACCACGCCCACCAGCAUCCGCAUCCACAUAACAUUGCUGCCCACGGCGCCGCGGGCGGCUAUGGUCCGAACUACCACGCUGCCAUUCCUCCUGUACCCGAAAAACAUCCUGAAGCUUAUGGAGGCGCUGCAGCACCGCUGGACGGUGCCUACAAGGUGGAAGCGAACCAGCACCCUCAACAACAUGAUCCACUCUACUAUCAGAAUGCGUCAGCUGAAAUGGCUGGUCCGACCAACCAGGAUGGGUUUCUCCAGUCUAUCCUGAACGAUGAGGAUUUGCAGCUCAUGGAUAUGGCUAUGAACGAAGGAAUGUACACGAUGCGUAUGCUGGACGGCGCAGGACCGCACCAUGCUCCUCAUCACACCCACUCACACAUGAUGAUAACAGAGAGAGAUUCGGCCUCGGACAGCGCCGUGUCGUCGAUGGGUUCCGAGCGUGUGCCAUCUCUGUCUGACGGGGAAUGGUGCGAUGGCAGUGAUUCCGCCCAGGAAUUCCAUAGUUCGAAAUUCCGGCCGUAUGAUAAUUCAUUUGGACGAGAACGGUCUGCGCCUCAUCAGCCACAGAAGAAGCAUCAUAUGUUUGGAAAGAGGUGCUUCCAGGAGCAACCAGCUCCUACCCUAGAUCCUGUCGGUAGACCUGGAGUCGUGAAGUACGAGUGCCCAGAACAGACAUACCACCAUGAUAACAUGCAUAUGCAUAAUGUUCCAGACUUCACUCCUAGACCACAGCUGGCGCCACCGCACGUGACCAACCUCCACGCCCCAGCGCUGGACCUCAACACUGCACACUCCAGCCAUGCCCUGCUACAGAGCAAUAUCCCGAGCCCGGCUCCCCCCCGCUUUGCGUACGGCACCCCGGAGCGCGUCCGCCACAACCACACGUACUCCGCGCCCAUCGCUGCCAACGACCAACGACCCGCCGCUGUACGGGACAAGAGAGUCCGGCGUCUAACAGACGGUAGCAUGUCAGACGGUGGAUCUUCAGCUACAAGCAGUGGACAGCAUCUGUCCAGAGACGAGAAGCGAGCUAAAGCACUAGUGAUUGCAGGGAUUCCCUUGGAGGUGCAAGAUAUCAUAAACUUGCCAAUGGAUGAGUUUAACGAGCGCCUGUCCAAACAUGACCUGAGCGAGGCACAACUAUCGCUCAUACGGGAUAUACGGAGACGCGGGAAGAAUAAGGUGGCAGCCCAGAACUGCCGGAAACGCAAACUGGACCAGAUCACAUCCCUCGCUGACGAGGUCCGCACCGUCAGGGACAGGAAGCAGCGGACGCAGAGGGAACACAGCUCGCUACUAGCUGAGAGGCAGCGGGUCAAGGAACGAUUUGCAGCGCUCUACAGACAUGUAUUCCAGAACCUCCGCGACCCUGAAGGUAGACCGCUGUCAUCCCAACAGUACUCCUUACAGCAAGCCGCCGACGGUAAUGUCGUUCUUGUACCGAAAAUGCCACAGCACCAAGAUCACCCAAUGAAUCGCAGUAAUGACGAUGAUAUGGAUAGAAAAGCCAAGAGCUACGACCAGUAAUUCCGCCUAAUCAGUUCCCGAUAUGGUAAAACACAAACAAACACACAAGACUACAAACAACGCAAUAAUUGUUAAUAUACAAUUCUAGUAAUAUAAUCUAAAAAAAAACACCCUUUGUUAUCUGUGACUACAAAGUCAAACGUCAAAAUUGAUUUGUUCAAACCAUUUUAGAUUUUAAAAGCUUAAUAAUAAAUUCUAUAAUUCAAUAACUUAUCCGUUAUUUAAAUAAAUGGCUUAAAACAUAUUAUACACCUUCUUUUCAUUGCUACUUUUUUUCUAAAUACAUGUAAAUCAUAGAGUAAGAUAAUAUUGUUAAUGUUAAAUGGUUUUAUUGAGCUUGAUUCUGCCAAUCAAGCCCUUUCUCUUGACAUCCAUAAUGGAGGUAGUUGUGGAACAUUAGAUUAUAUUGUAUGGUCAUCAAGAUUAAGAGUGUGUACCAAAUAUCAGAUCGAUCUGUCGUCAGGAAGGGGGCGAAAUUACAAUUCCUAAUGACCCAAACAAAAAAACGAAGCAGGCUGAAUAAAACCGUUUA